UGCCACGUGGCAGUAGAUUGAAAGGCUUGGUCUUCCCCCAUUCCCAACACCUAUAAACAAGCCGCUGUAUCCUCUCCUCCAUGACUGGAGGCUCCGUCUGUGAUCUCUCUCUCAACUUCCCUCUUCUCCAUUGCUCGCUGGCGCCGUUUCUUGAUUUCAUCUUCAUCUUCAUCUUCAUCCACGAUUUUCUUUUCGUUUUUCGAUUCUGUAUAAGCAGCAAGAAGAAGGAGACGUGAUGCUUAUGAUUCUGAGAGUUGCAAUCCAAUCCUCUUGUCCUCCAUUACUGUAGCCCGUUGCUGCUGCUGAUGUUUGUGAUCUAUUGCGGGUUUCUUGUUUUCAUCGUUAUCAUUAUCGACGGUUGUUCUCUUCAAAUGGAGUUUGGAUCUUCUGCGAUUCUGUAGACGGAGAGAGAGAGAUGUUGCAGAGAGCUGCAAGUAAUGCAUAUUCGUGGUGGUGGGCCAGUCACAUCAGGACCAAGCAGUCGAAAUGGCUCGAACAGAACCUCCACGACAUGGAGGAGAAGGUUGAUAGCAUGAUGAGAAUCAUCGAAGGCGAUGGGGAUUCUUUUGCAAAGAGAGCUGAAAUGUAUUACAGGCAGAGGCCUGAACUGGUAGAACAUGUCUCAGAAUCUUAUAGGGCAUAUCGAGCCCUAGCAGAGAGAUAUGAUCACCUAUCGAAAGAGUUUCAAGGAGCAAAUCGAACGAUAGCUUCAAUCUUUCCCGAACGAGUUCAUUACACGAUUGAUGACGACGACUGCGAGGUAGAAUUCUUCCCUCGAGAAUCUCCUUCUGCCAAUAGUCCUCACCAGUUUUCAAGCGAAUUGGACGGCUCGCCAAAACCAGGAAUUCCAGAGGUUCCAAAGUUUCCUGAGAGGGGUUUUAGAACUCCUUCCAUGAUAAAGAAGUCACAACUGAGGAGAAUUUCAAGCAGUUCUAGUAAUAGAGCUAUUUCAACUCCAAAAUCUGGGCUCAACAAAACUGAAGCACUGGAAGAAAUCGAUAAGUUACAGAAAGAAAUUUUGGCUAAACAAACCGAAAUGGAAUUUGUGAAGAGCUUGUACGAACGCGAGUGCGAGAAAUAUUUUGAGAUUGAAAACAGUAUCACAACGAUGCAAAAAAGAGUCUGCAACUUGCAGGACGAGUUCGGCAUUGGCACUGUUAUUGAAGAUAGCGAAGCUCGUACUUUAAUGGCAGCAACAGCUCUAAAAUCCUGCCAAGAAACUCUGACGAAAUUGCAACAGGAACAGGAGAAAACGGUUGAAGAAGCAAGACAAGAGAAGAACAGAAUCAAGUUUGUGGAUACAAAAUUUGAGAGCCUCAAACAUAAGUUCCUUCCAAAACCAACAGACCAUAACGAAUCCACAAAUUUACAGAAGGAUCUAACCACUGAACCUGAACUGAAAACCUCAGACCAACAUUUUGCUGCCAUGGGAGAAGAAAGACAAGCUAUAGAGCUCCUCGACCCCAAGAUCAGGGAUCUACUCAACAUGAAUUCAAACAGUUCAUUCACUAUUUCUGAGCUGGCUGAGAAGAUUGAUGAACUUGUAAAUAAGGUUGUGACACUUGAAACUGAAGUUUCUUCUCAGACAUCUCUUGUAAAAAGAUUAAAAUCAGAAACAGAUGUGCUCCAAGCAAAUGUGCAGCAAUUGGAAGAGGAGAAGGGGAGUCUGUUGGAAAGUUCAGAGAUCAUGAAGAAGAGGAUAAAAGAAUUGGAGGAGGAAUUGGCCAGAGUCAAAAGCCUAAACCAGAAUGUAGAAAUACAAAACAACAAUCUUCAAACCAAAUUCACCGAAGCAAGUUGUGAUCUCGACCACUUAUCUGGCAAGUUGCACACCAUGAAUAUGGAUGAGGAGGUCGAAAGUUCCGACUUCUUACUAGACGUGAUGGCAGCCGAUCCCGAUGUGAUGGCGUCCGCCGCUGCCAAGGAAAAAACCGAUAAACUGGUUCCUGAUGCUGAGACAACAUUCUCAACAGACUCAGAAUUGGAGGGGAGGAAAGAUGAAACUCUGAAGAAUCUCAUUGAUGAGGAACAGAAACAAUCAAUUUCAGGUGAAAAUAAGGCAAAUGAAUCAAUGCAGGAGGAAAAUCAUGAGAGAUCACAGCCUCAAACAGAAGAUACUCUUCUUGAAAUGGAGGAGGCAAAUGAAUUGGGAUCAAAGGAGGAACAAAAACAUCCAACCUUGAGGCAGCUGUUCUUGAAAGGAUUAGAAGACAGAGAGAGGCUUUUACUGGAGGAGUAUACUUCAGUGCUGAGGGACUAUAAAGAUGUAAGAAACAAGUUGAGCGAAGUCGAACAGAAGAACCGCGAUAGCAUCUUCGAAUUGGCGAUGCAGGUUAAAGAAUUGAAAGAUGCCAUUUCCACAAAAGACGAUGUUAUAAAAUCAUUGGUGAAUAAUGCUGAAACAAAUGCAGAAUCUGAGAAUAAUGCAACAGAUGUGGACCAGGAGCAGCCCCAAGAAAGCAUUCAUGAUGCUCCUAGCUCGAUGUACUCUGAAUCCCCAUCUCCAUAUAUAGCUCGAGUUACGAUUGGCGAUUUGUAUGGUGAACCAAGAACCGAGCCUGCAGACGAUAGAAGCCACAAACCAUUGAGGGAUUCAAGAAGCUUUGCAAAAAAAGAGAAUGAGAACAAGAAGUCAAAUGGGGCUGAUAAAUCAAUUGUCAUGUCACCCACAGAAGAAAGAUUCCGCUCCCAUAUCCACGGGCAACUGGAGAUGAAUCUCGAAUUCUGGCUGCGAUUUAGCACUACAGUCCACCAGAUUCAGAAGUUCCAAACUUCAAUCCAGGAUCUGCAAUCAGAGAUACAGAAGUUGAAAGAAAACCCCAAGCAAGAAGGAAGUGUGAAACAGAAUUCGAUGGAAUCCGAAGCCCGGCCGAUAUACACACAUUUGAGAGAGAUUCAAACUGAAUUAUCCCUCUGGUUGGAACACAGUGCAGUACUGAAAGAUGAACUAUCCAGUAGAUUCACAUCGUUAUGCGACAUACAAAACGACAUAUCAAGAAUCACAGAUGAAGGUUCAGAUGAAGAAAAUGCAGAACGAGAACUGAGUGAGUAUCAGGCUGCAAAGUUUCAAGGAGAAGUUCUCAACAUGAAACAGGAAAACAGGAAGAUCGAUGAUGAACUAAACGUGGGUCAGGGACGAGUACGUGUACUUCAGGUCCAAGUUGAGAAGGCUUUGGAAAAACUCGACCAAGACUUUGGCAUUUCAGCAGCAAAGAGCAUUCAAGCUCAGUCGAAACAAUCGCUAAGCCGAACGCGAAUUCCGCUACGGUCUUUCUUGUUUGGGGUUAAGUUAAAGAAGCAGAAGCCAUCACUGUUUUCAUGUGUAAGUCCUCAACUAGAGAAACAAUAUAGUGAUCUAGCCAAUGGGCCCCUACCCCAGUGAUGAGCUCUUCUUUUGGGGGUGUAAUUUCCUGAGAUAUCAUGAAACCAACUCAAUGCCAAUUAUUUCAACAAUGAA
This is a messenger RNA of Momordica charantia (bitter melon), 3457 nucleotides long. RefSeq names its product spindle pole body component 110. The record is from RefSeq and is a predicted model, not a curated record. NCBI's taxonomy places the organism in Eukaryota, Viridiplantae, Streptophyta, Magnoliopsida, Cucurbitales, Cucurbitaceae. Gene Ontology annotation, molecular function: actin binding.